GUUUGGAGUAACAUCCUGCGUUUCUCCUUCUUCCAGCCGCGGGCUACAGAAACGCGUGACUCUCCUCCGCCGCUGCCGCCGCCGCCGCCGCUACACGGUAAACGUCCCCCGGCUCCCUCCGGCCCCGGUGUCCCCCUCCUCGGCCGCCCCGCGUCCUUCUCCUCCCGGCAGCGCUCCGUUAAAGCGGGCACCGUGUUUUCGUAAGCGUCGCUGGAGCGGAGAGUAAAGGUCGCGGUGAAAGUUGACAAAGUGGGAGCUGCAGGGAAAACACGCGAUCCGUGACUCGACCAAUCAUGAAUUUCUUCCUGGACACACUGCGCGUCAUCCUGUUGUCCUUCUGGUACAACAUCGAGGCGUUCAUCCACCUGUUCGUGCCCCGGAGGAGGAAGAGCGUGGCGGGGGAGGUGGUCCUGAUCACGGGGGCGGGCAGCGGCAUCGGCCGCCUCAUGGCUCAGGAGUUUGCGGCUCUGGGCACGGUGCUGGUGCUGUGGGAUAUCAACCAGGAGGGCAUGAAGGAAACGGCUCAGCUGGCCAAGGAGUGCGGCGCCAUUAAGGUCCGCUUCUACCUGUGUGACUGCAGCAACAAGAACGAGGUUUACCGAGUGGCCGACCAGGUGAAGCGGGAAGUGGGCGACGUGGACAUCCUGGUGAACAACGCUGGCAUCGUGACGGGGAAGAAGUUCAUCGACGCUCCGGAUUCGCUGAUCGAGAAGACGAUGGAGGUCAACACCAUGGCUCACUUCUGGACCUACAAGGCCUUCCUCCCUGCGAUGAUCGCCAAAAACCACGGCCACCUGGUGAGCAUUGCCAGCAGUGCUGGACUGAUCGGAGUCAAUGGAUUAGCAGACUACUGUGCCAGCAAGUUUGGCGCCGUUGGUUUUGCGGAGUCGGUGGGUCUGGAGCUGCUGGCGAUCGGAAAGGACGGCGUGAAAACCACCAUCGUGUGCCCAUACUUCAUUAACACGGGAAUGUUCGAUGGAUGCCAAACAAAGUGGCCGACGCUGAUGCCCAUCCUGAAACCUCACAGCGUCGCCAAGAACAUCGUCCAGGCCGUGCUCACGGACCAGGUCUACCUGCUGAUGCCCAAGAGCAUGUACAUCAUAUCGGCGCUGAAAAACAUCCUCCCCAUGAAGCAGGGCAUUCUGCUGGGCCAGUACCUGGGAGCCUUCAACCUCAUGGACACGUUCAGGGGACGCUCCAAGCAGGAGUAGGCCAGAGACGUCAGCUUUUAAUGUGAUUUUAAUGUUAAUCCUGUCGUUGAUUGGUAAUAUGGAUUAAUCGAUUAUAUUCCGGCAGAGCGGUGCUUUAUGCUUCUCUGUGUCAGGCUGUUUAAUGCACAUCCUGGAUGAGCUUCAUCACGACAGAGACAGCGGUGAAGAGGAAAAUUGAUGUUUAUUAGCUGCAGUUGGCGGACCAUUGCUGAUGGAUUGUGGGAUUUAUUUUGUACCAUUCCAGUGAUCAAUGCAACGCUCUUGUUGAUCUUUCCACAAAUUUCCCAGCCAUUCCAGACGUCCACUCAUGAGCCAAAACCCCUCCGAAUUAAUUUUUUCCGUGAACACUGCUAAAACAACAACGUGCUGUGUGUGCGCACACACAUUCUGAAGCACCUUCCAGUGAAAUUGAUCACUCAUGGACUAUAUUUUCGUCCACUGAUUGGCAGAUCAUCACUAUAUACACUAAAUACUAAAUGACAGUAGAGUGAAAAUACAUAAGAUAAAGGCUGUGAAGAAAAAAAAACAAAUGCAAUGAAAUAGCUCCAUGACACAGCUGAUAAAAGUAACUUUUUUUAACUUGUCAUUUCAAAUGCCAUAUGGAUAAAGGCCCGGAUUACAUGGCGUUUCACGUGAAAAAGCAUCAUUUUUGUGUUUUCAGUUCAGUAAAGCUCUGCAAUUUAGACAAUGUUUCUUUACGAAACACUGAAAAUGAAGCAGUUAGCAUGCCAGACCACGAGGUGGCGCUGUUGGUUGUUUUUGUAAUGAAACCACAGGCGCGUGCAGAGAACAAUACACUAUAAACAUGGACAAUGGACAUUCACAUGAACUGGAGACCAAGUUGGAUUGUUAUUACAUUGACUCCCGGCUAUAAAACUACCAAGAGAAUCUGGACUCUGGAGGCAAAAGUUGUUAUUGCUAUUUUGUAAAAGUCAUUCCACCAUUGUCGUGUAAGCAGACAACCAAAGCACAAUGAGAUGCUUCCAUUUUCACUUGAAGCUGUUGUCAUGUAAACGAGUCCCGAAUGAAGCCAUUGCUCUUACAUUCCUUAGGGUGCUGCGAGUUUUUAUUUUUUCUCUCCUUCUAAAUGCUGAUUGCCUGCAGCACAGCAGAGAACGGAGGGCCAAAGCAUUUAAAGCUAAAGCUAACUGACAUCUAACCAGUAUCAGCAGAGGGGUUACGUGGCACAGCGCCUGAUCGACUCAGAUCUUUAUAACGCAUGCUAACUGGAGUUUGGGGCUUUUUGCAGCAGAUCCCCCAUGAGCACAAAACGAAAGGUGACGCUAUGAUGUUGGACAUGGUGGUGCAGGAAGUCAUCACAUCGGAACAAAAAGCACAGUGUAUAGGUUGAUCAGUUGAUGGAAAAUAAAAAUAUUGUAUAAGAAAGUCUGCAGAUAGAAGUUGUGGGGAGCCAGCUGAGGAAAUUAAAAAAAAAAAAGUAGCUACUUGGUGACACCGAGUACCGAUACGAGCGCUUAUGAAACGCCAUAAAGCCUGAAUCAUACUCUAUAUGCAAACAAUGUGUGAAGGCUAUUUGUUGCCAUGAACUACGUCAGCACAACCGAGAAUUUUCAUUAUAAAAAUGCGGGUGUUAAGUGUGCAACAUGUUGCCUCUGCUCCAGCCGUCAGUGUUACUUUACCACUCAGGAAUGCCGUCAGCCAUUUCUUCCUCCAUGUUGAAUGAGGACAGACGAGCUGCUAUCGGGACUCAUCACCACAAAGUCACAUUUCUAAUCCGAUCCACUUGUUUCUUCACAUCCGUCCCAUCCAGUAUGUUAGCUUCUUUUUUUUAAUUUUUUAUUGGUACGAAUGGUAGAUUUUUAAUGCAGUGCAACAUAAACUGAGGAGGAACGAGACCUGAAACCUGUCUAAAGUUUCAUCUUGUGUCGUCGUGUUGUGUAGCAGAUGGUUCCGUCCAUUUCGAGCUCAGGUUGUCUUCACACCUUCUCUCCUCGUCUUGAAAACAUUUCCUCAACAUUGUUUUUGCCAGUGCCCAAGAUUUCAUCAAGAAUUAAAACCGUGUCAAAUUGAGCUGAUUAUUGAAUGUCAGAAAAAAUGGUGACCUGAAGUAAUUUCAUGUUUCUAUUUGUCAUAUUUUUAUUUUCACAAUUUAUGUCAUUUAUGAAACCUGUUUACUCCAUGCAAUGUAAAUAAAUAUGUAUGACAUGUA
Molecule: messenger RNA, 3381 nt
Organism: Salarias fasciatus (jewelled blenny)
Lineage: Eukaryota; Metazoa; Chordata; Actinopteri; Blenniiformes; Blenniidae
Gene: sdr16c5a
Product: short chain dehydrogenase/reductase family 16C, member 5a
Exons: 7
Coding region: 294-1211 (305 amino acids)
Cellular component (GO): lipid droplet
Molecular function (GO): oxidoreductase activity, acting on the CH-OH group of donors, NAD or NADP as acceptor
Source: RefSeq, a predicted model, not a curated record